This is a messenger RNA of Zalophus californianus (California sea lion), 683 nucleotides long. RefSeq names its product GON7 subunit of KEOPS complex (gene GON7). The record is from RefSeq and is a predicted model, not a curated record. Bases 40 to 342 code for a protein of 100 amino acids. The transcript has 2 exons. NCBI's taxonomy places the organism in Eukaryota, Metazoa, Chordata, Mammalia, Carnivora, Otariidae. Gene Ontology annotation, cellular component: EKC/KEOPS complex.
CACUUCCCUGUCGCUCGCUAUUGAAGCUCAGCGGUCGUCAUGGAGUUGUCUGCCGAGUACGUCGGGGUGGAUGGGCAGCAGGAGCAGCUGCGGGUGCCCUGUGAGGCGCCGAGCGACGCGGACCCUUUCGAGGGCCUGUUGUCUGGUGUGGCCCAGAUGAGAGAGUUGGUGAACGAGCUCUUCGUCUCCCUGGUACAGCAGGAAGCGCAAGACCAGGAGGUGGCGACUCCAGAAGAGGCCAUGGACGGUGAUGAUGAAGAUGAUGCAGAAGAUGAAAAUAACACUGAUAAUAGAACUAACUCAGAUGGACCAUCUGCAAAACGGCCCAAACCGCCAUCUUAACAGUUGCUUUUAUGAAAUUUUAAAGACUGCUACUAUAUCUGAAUUAUCACACAGUGACAUUUAGGAAAGACUUGUGCUCUAAUUUGGAAAAGUAUUUGUUUUAUUCCUCUAGGACAAUUUUGUCAAAGAAAAUAAUGUUUCUUCUGUUUCCAGCAAAGAAAGAUAAAAUAAAUGUUUAGAAAUGAAUCUGUUUUCUUGAGUGAGAAAUAAAUUUCAGACCAUGGAAAUAAAAUAGAACACUUAAUGAUGUAGAAAAUCCUCUAAGUUGGCAACUGAAUUCUUAUUGUUUUCUACUUUUUAAAUAACCAUUGAAUUAAACUGUGUGAUGUCUACAUCUUUUG